UACAAAUCUGGAUUCUAUGUCACCAUGGCCAUUACAGGAAGAUUCGAGGUUAAGGCUAUUAUUAUGUUAGGCUUAACUCUAUUUUCUUGCGUGGCCAAUGGUGCCGCCAGCCAACGUAGGAGUGUCAUUGACCGUCGCUGCCUUACUGACACAAGCGCUGCUGCUCCCUCCUCCUCACCCUCUGGAGGUACAGUUUUUGACGUAACACAAUUUGGUGCCAAGGCAGAUGAUAAGACCGAUAAUGCAUUGUCAUUUAUAAAAGCGUGGAGGGCGGGGUGCGACUCAGGCUCUCCAGCGAAGGUUGUGAUCCCAAAAGGGACAUUUGUGGCCGGCCCCAUGGUGUUUCAAGGCCCAUGCAAAGCGCCUAUGACCAUGGAAGUGCAGGGAGUUGUAAAAGCUACAACUGAUCUCAGCCAAUAUACUUCACCAGAAUGGAUCUCCUACGAAAUCAUCGAUGGUUUAACUUUGAACGGUAAAGGGACCUUCGACGGCCAAGGUGCUGCCGUUUGGAAAUACAAUGACUGCGACACUAACAAGAACUGCGCUAAUCUCCCUGAUUCGCUUAAGUUCCACAGAGUGAACAAUGCUGAUAUUUCAGACUUCACCUCUCUCAAUAGCAAAUACUUCCACUUGCACGUUGUAAAGUGCGGCAACAUUAGAUUCCACCACAUGAACAUAACUGCUCCAGAUGAAAGCCCAAACACCGAUGGCAUUCAUAUAAGCAAUUCCAAUGCCAUCACUGUUGCUAGCAGCUUCAUUGGCACAGGUGAUGACUGCGUCUCUGUCGGACAAGGAGUCACCAAUCUUAUCGUCAAGGAAAUUAUUUGUGGCCCUGGACACGGCAUCAGUGUUGGGAGUCUCGGCAAGUAUCCGAACGAGGAAGACGUAAGUGGAAUUGUUGUGAGUAACUAUACAUUAUCAAACACCACAAAUGGUGUCAGGAUCAAAACGUAUCCUGCAUCGAUGGCUAGUCUAGCAUCGAGCAUUGUUUUCCAAGAUAUUAUCAUGGAUCAGGUGAAAAAUCCCAUCAUCAUAGAUCAGAAUUAUGGUUCCAAAAGUACCGAGCCAUCGCGUGUGAAGAUCAGCGACGUUGGUUUCAGAAACAUUAAGGGUACCUCAACUUCGAUAGUUGCAGUCAAUUUAGAGUGCAGCUCAGCGGCUCCUUGUGAGGGAGUAGAACUUCAAGAUAUCGAUUUGGCAUACACGGGCAGCAAAGGCGAUGCGGCUCUUACGGCUACGUGUACCAAUGCUAAAGUUACAGCAGGCGGCACACAGAAUCCUGGAGCUUGUCAGUAAUUUUUUUUGGGUUAUUUUUCUUUUUUGGUUACCUUUUCCAUAUUUUGGGCAACAAAAAAUAGGAGAUGUCAACACAAGCUUGUGUGUAGCUAGAGCUUCUUUUAGGUGAACUGUGUUGCUAAUUGCAACGUAAGUUGCAUUAGUUGAGUGUAAUUCAAAAAGGAAAAUUUCACCCAUAGUGAUAUAAUAUUUUGUAAUGCAUUCAAAUCUGUUUUCUCUUUGAAAAGUUGGUAAAUGUUUAUUAAAGAAUUCUUUUGUAAUUUUAAUUUUAUCAUCUUUAUGU
Messenger RNA from Hevea brasiliensis (rubber tree), 1579 nucleotides. Its product is annotated as exopolygalacturonase-like. NCBI's taxonomy places the organism in Eukaryota, Viridiplantae, Streptophyta, Magnoliopsida, Malpighiales, Euphorbiaceae. The coding region runs from base 25 to 1296 and encodes 423 amino acids. The record is from RefSeq and is a predicted model, not a curated record. The transcript has 5 exons. Gene Ontology annotation, molecular function: polygalacturonase activity. Gene Ontology annotation, biological process: carbohydrate metabolic process.